UCAACGCAUAAUUCCAAUGUUUCCAUAAGCGUGUCAAGCAUGGUACGGCCGACUUGAACUAAGCGUGUCAGGUUUCCCAAGGCAGCUAAUUAUGGCCUCACUUUUUAUAUGUGCAUAUAGUCAAGGUAGCUACAUAUGUGACGAUUGUGUCAUUAGUUUGAUGCGAAGCCCACCUGUUCUUCUAGACUCACCAUGUUUUGACAAAACCGAGGCGGAAAGUGAGCAAGGAAUCCCCUCUAAGCUUUUUACUUUUCUCCCUUUUUCUGAGUCCCAACCUCAACGUCAUUACGAGCAGCCUGAAGCUUGGACUGAAAUUGUCUUCACAAUGCAAAACUCGAUGGACUCAAGCAAACAAGACCACAUUGGCGCAGGUGGUCAACUGAAUAUGUUUCGACACCUUCCUACGGAGUUGGUUCAAAGCAUCGCGUACCUGCUCCCAACCAACGCAGAUCGGAUCAACUUUGCGCUGUGCUCGUCAGACCUGGCAGCCAAAAUCCUACCCGCUGAAUCGCAUAUCUGGAGGAGACUGUUUCGAGAUACUUUUGAUGAAAUUGUGAAGCGCAGUGUUGUGGAUUAUAAAAUCGAAUACCAAAUUCGCACUAUCGUGCUCGCUCGGGCCGUUGACUUCAAGUAUGGUCAACAGGAGAAGCAAACGUAUUGGUUAGAACUUCUAAGAGACAUGAUUCAAGAGUCCCUUUAUCAGGACAAGAUUACAGAAUCGGAUGAGGUCCCAAAAAACUUCAACUGUCUUCGUGAAGCCCUUUACAACACUGAGUUCCUUAGUAGACCUGUGAACGGCUAUAUGAUGAGGAAGCCUGAUCCUCCUUCGGAUCUGUUUUGUGCGGUCCAAUUGGCUCUUACUUACCUAGCGCUGGAUCCGUCCAUGCACGUUCGCUGUCUGCGAACCGAUUAUGAUAUUGGAGCUGUUUAUGCUUUAUCGGAGACAGAAAAGGAACUUAUCGACGUGAACUUUGAAUUUUCAACGGAUGUUGCUCUCGAUAUUCGGAAUUUCUGGCUUCGCCAUCUUCUCAAUCCGGAUGAGGGUACGUUCUAUACCUCAUAUAUGAGCUUGCCCAAAUACCACAGGCCAGCUCCCCCCAGUCCGAUGGGUCUUACUUUAUAUGACGAAAAACGAAAGCUUUAUCUUUCUUGGCUAGGAUAUGAAUCGUGCAUUUGCCCGCACCCACCGGCAGUACCGGAACUCGAAGUUCGGCAAACCUGCGCUGACUUGAACGGCCACAUAGUUGAAGUUGAACACAUUGUGAGUACCUUACUUCUGGAUCACCCACAGAGACUCAUCAUGUCCAGACCCUUCAAUUCGAAGAACAUCCUGAUGCAGGCAACUGGCCUGAGAUUUUUGAACAGUAUGUCAGCGAGUUCCGUGACUUGGAUGGCGAUAAAUGCAUAUUCCUUCGCGGUAUCCAGACAUAUCACGGUUCUGGAGGCGAUCGGUCAGCUCCGGUACGCGGCUUUAUAGAGAAUAUAUAUGGAGGUGGGAUGCGUGGCUGUUGGUCACGCAUUUCUUUCGUCACGUAUGAAUCUAGUCACUGGCAGGGGGAACAAGGGGCCCUGAGUUCCUUUUUCAGUGAACCAUGGCCUCCAAUGGAUAUGCAUGACGAUUUCACUUCAAUAUAUGCGUAUUCAGGUGUAGUCAUCCCGGGAAGCUCUCUCAUGAUUGGGCAUUGGUGGGACCCACGGGCAGAUCAAGACACUGGAGAUAAAGGACCAUUCAUUUUUUGGUGCAUAUGAUGUUCUUUGCGAAUGAU
Messenger RNA from Aspergillus versicolor CBS 583.65, 1766 nucleotides. RefSeq lists its product as uncharacterized. The transcript is spliced from 4 exons. Lineage: Eukaryota; Fungi; Ascomycota; Eurotiomycetes; Eurotiales; Aspergillaceae. The record is from RefSeq and is a predicted model, not a curated record. Bases 92 to 1477 code for a protein of 461 amino acids.